Clonostachys byssicola is the source of this 729-nucleotide messenger RNA. The record is from the annotation of a GenBank genome assembly. NCBI's taxonomy places the organism in Eukaryota, Fungi, Ascomycota, Sordariomycetes, Hypocreales, Bionectriaceae.
AUGUCGCGCACCCUCGUUGAGUUCAUCCCUUGGGACGCCGAAUCGGCGGAGCACAUAGAAAGAUUGAUCCAGCAGCGAGUAGACUGCGGGUGGCAUUCUGGGCUCGUUGAUGGGCCGUGGAAGGAAGCUCACCAAGCAGGUACCAAAUGUAUUUAUUGGAUCGUACUCUCCAAGGAUGACGCAAACUACAGUUCUUUGAUUGAAAAACACGUUUCUGCAUUUCCUCAGCAAAGAACCCCGUUACAGGACUCAUGCGUACGCAUUGGCAACAUGAAUCGUCUACCGACGAGCAAGACCUUCAUUCCUGUUGGCCACGUCUCGCUAGAUACCGAAUCACCCGGCAUAGAGGAGCUCAAUCUCGACAUUCCUGACUCGGGUGUCGCUUGGCUCAAGACAGGCUACGUAUCCAGGGCUCUUCAAUCCAGCGGGAUUGGACGUGCGACUAUGGACGCUCUUGAAGUUACGGCCAAGUCAGAGCCUCUAUACGCCCAGACCUUGAUGCUGGAUACUCUAAGCAAAGACGAUCAUAAGAGGGAAGACAUUGCAAAUUCGUUUUUCGGCGGCAAGAUUCCCAAGAUUUCAAAUGAAGAAUGGUUCGAGUCACGGGGAUAUAAAACGAUAAAAACCGUCCAAAACUUUUACCAGGAGAAGGACAGCACUGGUCGACCCGUGGAAGCAAAGACUGUGUUUAUGAGGCUAGACCUCAAAGGAAGCACGCCGCAUCUUUAA